This is a messenger RNA of Leguminivora glycinivorella, 9103 nucleotides long. RefSeq names its product laminin subunit alpha-like (gene LanA). Gene Ontology annotation, biological process: cell adhesion. The record is from RefSeq and is a predicted model, not a curated record. Lineage: Eukaryota; Metazoa; Arthropoda; Insecta; Lepidoptera; Tortricidae.
UUUCCCGACUCUUCACCAGUUCCGAUAAGAGCUUGAAGAAGGACAAACACCUUCAGGCGCUGUCAGAUAUAGGGACUCUCAAGAAGCAUUCCCGGGACAUUCUUGGAAGGGAUACGUCAUGUUCUCGCUGUUACAAAAUGAAGUAAUAAACGUCGUUCAGCUGGGCAAGUCGUCCCUCUACCGCAUGGUGGUGAAGUAUGCCAACCCGCUCAAGGACCCAGUGGUCGCCACUAUACUGGUCACCCCGGAGAACCCUGGAGAUUCGCAGCAAACACAUAACGUGCUUCUAAGACCGACUGUGAAGCCCCAACUGGUAACCGUGGCGGGCGACAAAGGCAACACCCCGUCACCGUUCGUCAUGGAUGCUGGGAACUGGACGGUCACCAUCAAGACCAACAAGGAAGUGCUUAUUGACUACUUCGUCCUGAUCCCCGAAGCGUAUUACGAAGCUACCGUCCUCAAGAAGCUGGUAGACCGUCCCUGCACCAUCGGAGACCAGGACUUGUGCCGCGAGUUCAGAUACCCGAAGCUUAGCUCGUACCCUACCAUUGAUGCCGGCGGGUUGACCACAGCCGCUAGCGAUUAUUUGGAUGAUAAUGUGCAACUAAGCGAACUCGGCGUGCCAGCCUCCACGAUCCCAGUACUAGGCACCCAGCCCCUCACCUAUAACUGGAUCAUAAAACCCAACGGCCCCUACAUCAUCGUCUUCGAAUACGUCACCCCUGUGGACCGUAACUCCAUUGACAUGGUCGGAAACCGCGCGAAGAUCAACAGCAUCAUCAAUGUGAACUUCAAGAGUGGGAGUCAGGAGUCCCAGGGGAGAUUGGUCCUUAAUGAGUGUCUGUACACGAAGCCGUGUAGACAGGUGGUGACUGAUGAUAAGGCGAGGGCGUUUGUGGCCGAGGUGUUGGAUGAGAAUAAUGAGAUCACAUUGGAGGGCAACGCCGAUAACCUGGCGGCCAUAAAGUCGAUCACGGCGAUACCUCAAUCGGAAUGGCACUUGGCGUACAUCACACCCAAACCUUACACCCUCAGGAGGAAUGGCGAGACUUUCGUCAAUGGAUUCGACAACGCUAACACUAAAGAGGUGAAAAUCGAGCCUACAGACAACAGCACGACCCCCGUGUCCGUAGUGGCCGGUUCUAAGCCUGUGACUGUAGAUAUCUCUGUGCCCACUCCUGGACCCUAUGAAUUCCUGCUGCAUUACCACCAGCCCGAUCAUCCAGAGAGCUCCAUCGAUGUUACCAUCUCGUGCGGUAACGACAUUCACGCCGGUCGAGUGACUCUGCCUUUCUGUGGCUCUUCAUCCGGGUGCAGGGAGCUGCUUAAGCUGCCGAGCGAGAUUUUUGACGUCACUGACAACUGCUCGUUGACUUUUGAGGGGGCCGACAACAAAGGGGUGUCCCUCCAAAGCGUGCUGAUCAUCGAACCCCGGUACUUCACGGAGUCGGUGCUCGUGGAAGCCAACAUGAUGGACUACACCAGAGAGUUCAUUACCAAGUGCGCUAGCAACCAUUAUUACAUCGAGCCUGAGGUCACUGGAUUCUGCCGAGACGCUGUGUUCUCAAUAACGGCUGAGUACAACAGCGGUACCCUCUCCUGCGCGUGCGACGUCGAAGGAUCCACGGACUUUGAGUGCGAACCUUUCGGUGGACAGUGCAAGUGUCGGGAGAAUGUUGUUGGUCGGACCUGCGAAGCCUGUAAGACCGGCUACUACGGUUUCCCAAACUGCCGACCUUGCCAUUGCUCGCAAGCUGCCAUCUGUGAUGACGACGGCCAGUGCAUCUGCCCCCGCAACGUAAUCGGAGAGAACUGCAACGAGUGCAAGCCCCUGACGUUCAACUUCGACGAAUACCGCGGCUGUGACGACUGCAACUGCAACCCGCUCGGUGUGGUCGAUGGCAAUCUGGAGUGCGAUAAGCAGAGCGGAAACUGCCAAUGCAAAGAGAACGUGGUAGGGCGCGUGUGCGACCGCUGUGUGCCCGGACACUACGCGUUCCCCGAUUGCGUUCAGUGCUCGUGUAACACGGACGGCACCACGGACGACGUUUGUGAUCAGGACACGGCACAGUGUUAUUGCAAGAAAUACGUGCGGUCACAGGCUUGUGACGUCUGCCAAGAGGAGUACUUCAACCUGCAGGCCCGCAACCCUGACGGGUGCACCAAGUGCUACUGCUUCGGAAGGACUACCAGGUGUUCCAGCUCUUACCUCACUUGGGUCAAGCUGGAAGGCAUGACCGGCUGGCACCUCGUGAACGUGGAAACCAAUCGCACCAUCUCCGUCUACCCUCACACUGCGCCUCCGAGUCAGGUCAACGACACCAUCAUAGGCGUGGAACUGGCUAUUGACAAGGAUAACCAAAAACUAGUGUACUUCGCUGCUCCUGAACACUUUACUGGCAAGCGGCUGACAUCAUACGGUGGAAACCUCACCUACUCCAUCUUCUACGUGUCUCGAGAAACCGGGAAAGCUAUUCUUGCUGCGGAUGUCAUUAUCGGUGGACCAAAUGGCUACAUUUACCACAACAGUAUCGAAACACCAGCACCACAAACCAACUGGAUCCACAGCGUGCCGCUAACCGAGGAGUCGUUCACCAACCUGGACAACACCGCUGUCACCAGAGACCAGUUCAUGAACACCCUCGUCAAUGUCACUGCCAUCUACAUCAGGGCCACUUUCGAAGACGAGUCUGUUACAACAAGGUUGAUAAACGUCACACUGGACGUUGCUGUCCAACCGGACCUCUACGCCCCCAUAACUGACCGCGCCUUCUCCGUGGAACAGUGCCAAUGUCCCCCAGGCUAUAAGGGCACGUCCUGUGAGCAGUGUGCUUCAGGGCACUAUAGGCUGAGCUCGGGAACUCACGCAGGGUACUGUGUGCCUUGCGAGUGCAAUGAGCAUUCGCAGGAGUGCGAUGUUAAUACUGGAGUUUGCUUGGACUGUGGUGGCAAUACAAUGGGUGAUCAUUGCGAAAUGUGCGUGCCCGGUUACUAUGGAGACGCCACGCGUGAGGAUUGCGAAAUUUGCGCCUGUCCCUUGCCGUAUCCUUCUAACAACUUCGCUCUGAGCUGUGAUUUGAGCGCGAACGCUGAGCUGAUCUCCUGUCAGUGCAAGCCUGGCUACGGCGGUCCUCGGUGUGAGUUCUGUACAGCCGGAUACUAUGGAGAACCUGAGGAGCUUAAUGAUUAUUGCAAACCCUGCAACUGUUCCGGCAACAUCAACCCUCUUGACCCGUCGUCGUGCGACAGUGUGACAGGAAACUGUCUGAAAUGUGUCAACAACACAGCUGGAGCAGCGUGCAAUCUUUGCGCACCUGGGUUCUAUGGAGACGCUGUCUUUAGCAAGAACUGUACUGCUUGUAACUGCGACGAAUACGGCAUGGACCACUGCGACCACACAACCGGAACGUGCGUGUGUAGACCCGGCGUUAUAGGAGAGAGUUGCGACGCGUGCGCGCCGGAUCACUUCGGUCUGUCCAGUGGUCUGGGAUGCAUGCCGUGCCAGUGUGGCUUGGCUAGUGAGAGCAGCCAAUGCGACCUUGAGACUGGACAGUGCAAGUGCGCGAAGGGUGUGACUGGCAGACAUUGCGAGCAGUGCGCAGCUGGUUACUGGAACUACACCAAAGACGGAUGCGACCAUUGCAACUGUAACAAGGGCUACUCUCUCGGAUUCAUGUGCAACGCUCAAUCGGGCCAGUGCGAGUGCCUCCCGGGAGUCAUUGGAGAGAAAUGUGACCGCUGUCCGGAAAGAUGGGUGCUGGUUCCCCAACAAGGCUGUCAAGAAUGCGAUUCUUGCACCGACGCUCUUGUCAUUUCCGUCGAGGAGAUGAGCGCUAGGCUUGCCAACGAAACUCAGGAGUUUAAGGAUAAAGCCGACUCAUUCUUCACCACACAAAGGCUGAACUACAUUUCCAACCAAACCGCCUCACUGCGUCCCCGCCUGGCUGAGCUACGCAGCGUCGACGUUAACGCUGCGACAAACGCUGUAGACACUAUCGAAAAUUCUGGACGAGGCCUUCUUAGAUCUUCGGAAUUCGCAGCGACAGACAGCGAGAAGCAAAUCACCAACGCCGGCGUCCUGACUUCUGACGCAGACAUCGUUCUGUCUUCUAUACGUGACAGCGCCCGAGCGGCCGAGGCGAUGGUGCAGCAUGUGGCUGACUUGGCGACGGGUCUGGAGCUGAGCCAGCAACCAAAGGUUGACAGCGCACUGACGGAGGCGCAGCAGAUUAGGGAUGAUGUUAAAGAAAAAGACCUGGCACCCAAGAGGAUCCAAGCAUUAGACGUCCACACGAACGCGACGCAACAGCUAGAGAGGAUGAGCCUCUUCGUUCAACCCGUCAACCAACAAGCCACGGACUUCGAAAAGCUGGUAGCUGAGGCGCGUAAGCUCAAAGUGAAGAUGGAAGACAUGAUGGAACACACGGCCGCCGCCAACCAGCGGGCUGAUGUUGCUGACAGGCUUAAAGCUAGCAACAAAAACUCCAAAUUCAGCGACAAAGUGGCUUCCGUGGGUAACCUCAACUCCGAAGCCAUGAAGGACCUAAUAGACGCUGGUGCCGACAUCGCCAACGCCACCAGACUUAACAACCUCGCCGCUGCUAUAGUUACCAACGCUUCUGCAGCUUUAGAAAGCCUCAAUGAGGAGAAUAACAAGUUGGAACAGGCGCUGAAGGACCGUGGUGAAGAGAUCCCGAGUCUGUACCAUGCGACGGAUGCUGCUAGGAGUCAUGCUGAUGAUUUGAAGAGUCGGGCCAAGAACCUCCACGCCCUGGCAGAGCGAGAGAACGAUACCCGCCGUCAGCACGCCUUCAGAGCCGCUUCAGCCUACUCAAGCAUCGUCCAAGAGAUUGCCGACGCGAAGAAAGCAGCCGAUGAGGCCACUGAAGCGGACUCUAAAACCACUAAUAUUAACACAAACCUCAGCGAGAAGGUUGGACCCGCUCUGAACCGUUCAAGGUCACUCCGCGACCAAGCGAUACAAGCGCUCGGAAUAGUCAACAACGCACUUGCACCCAACCAGACUAGAGCGGAGCUGGCUCUGCAGCAAGUCAAGAAGACGAUAGAGGAGUGCGAUGAUAGCAACAGCGCUAUUGUACUCUCCCUCCCAGUCAUCGAGAAGCGAUCCCUGCAAGACGAGAUGGACAAAGCCGAGAAGGUCAACCAUGCGGUCAAGAGCACUCUCAAACAGAUGUCUGACCUUGGCAACGAUCUGACCGCCAGCAAGCAGUCAGCUCAGACGCUGCCGAAGAAGGCUGAUGAGGCUCUGAAGAUGAAGGACAAUGUUGAGACGUUGGUGAACAAUAUCGAUGGUUUGAAGCCCAAGCUCCAACAAAAAUAUGACGGUGUCAGAGCACAGCAGGAAGAUUUUGAGAGACGCAAAGCUGAGGCCGCGAAAAAGCUUAGCAAGAUCAAGGAACAAAUUGAACAGGCACGCACCGUAGCCAACCGCGUCCAAGUUGGUGUAAACUUCGAUCGCUUCGCUACGCUCCAGCCACGGAUCCCUGAUACCAUCGACGAAAUGUCCACAUCUACUCAUGUGUCCGCUUACUUCAAGACCAGGUCUCCUGACGGCUUCCUCUUCUAUCUUGGCAACCCUGAGGGAACUAGCCUUAGGAGGACCAAAUCGGACGACUUCAUGGCAGUCAGUAUCCAAAACGGCUACCCCUACCUGGUCAUCGACAUCGGAGACAGCGCCGAGUCCGGUCGUGAGCCGAUGAGGAUCAACAGUGACAAGCGGGUUGAUGACGACAAGUGGUACCAGGUCAUUGUUGACAGGGUUGGAGGAAACGUAAAGUUCACAAUCCGUGAAGCUCUAGAAGAUGGAACGGAACAGAGCCACUCCAAGGAGGUCGUGCUGCCAGGACAACACACCAUUUUCAACCUGGACCGUCAGAAAUCCAAGCUAUACGUCGGCGGCGUCCCAUCAAAUUCCAAGCUGCAGGGCGUCAGUUACCCGGCGUUCGAGGGUCAAAUCGAGGAGCUCAUGCUCGGAGACACGCCCGUUGGUCUGUGGAACUUCGCGGCUGCGCAGAAACUUAAGGGUGCUAGGCAGAGAGACAAACUGAUAACCUCCCAAUCCGGUCCUCAAGAAUACCGCUUCAACGGACGCGCUCACGUCACCAUGCCCGUCCAAUCUCAUGACCCUCAGAAGAAUCAUGUGCUCCUCUUCUUCAGAACUUAUGCCAGGAACGGUCUGAUCUUCCUGGCUGGUGAUGAUAAGAACUUCUUCUCAAUUCAGAUGCAGGAUGGAAAAGUCUAUUUGCAGGUGUCCCUCGGCAACCCAGAAGAGUUGGUGAUCGUCGGAACCACCAAGGAAUACAACGACGGCAAAUGGCACAAGCUGGACGCUCGACGGCACCUCAAGAGCUGCUGGCUUAGCGUGGACAAUGAGAGCAGCCAGAUGGUGUCUCCGUCUACCCAGAGCGAGAUCUAUGCUGUAGAUAGCAUGAACUUCGGUGGCAACAACAAGGGUAUCAUCCAGAUCACUGACCAAGGAUUUGACGGAUGCAUGAGGCAGAUCAAUGUUAACGAAGCCAGUGUGGACCUUAGCAAGAACAGUGUGGAGUCUAUCGGGGUCGGAGAUGGGUGCAAGUUCGCAUCCCUAGUAUCCCUAUCAGGAGGCGACAGCACCCUUCGUUACAUGAACAUCUCCACUGAGGGAUUACAGUUGACCUUGAAGUUCAAGACAGACCAGCCUGACGGACUGAUAUUUGUCUACAUCAGCAGAACACAGACGCCUAUCAUGCAGGACAGUCUGACACUGUCUCUGACCAAUGGAAAACUAGUGCUAAUGAGUCCUCGAGACACUUUAGAUACGUCGCAGACAUACAACGACUCACAGUGGCAUGUGGUGACUGUGAGCCAUGGUGCCGCGCUCCGUAUGAGAGUGGACGAUUAUGACCAUUACAGCUCCGACUCAGCUCCAGAACCACUCAACAUUCUAGACGGCGUGCUCCUCCUCGGUGGCACGCACAACUACGUAGCCACUUACAAGGCGGCAACCAAGACUGCCUUCAGAGGUUGCAUAGCAGAUGCAACUAUCAAUGGAAGAGUGCUGAACCUUCUAGAGCCUGCCAGUAAACGAGGGGCUACGUUUGGACGGUGUGGGGACACUAUCAGUGGAUUCACUUCGUCAGAAACGACAUGGGAGGAGCCCAAAGUGGUUCCAACCCACCAUGUGCUGCCGACGGUGCCACCACCCGCGCCUGAAAAUCCCCAGGGCGAGGUGGAGACGCAGCCACCACCAGUCCGAGAGCCAGUCACCCGACCGCCUGUCACGAUGGCUCCUCCUUCAACCCUGCGGCCGACGACGCCGCGACCGGCGCCGCAGCCACAGCCGGGUUGCGCGCUGGCCCAUGACAAACAUUACACCAUCGGGGAUCCCACUGAGGGGUACAGGUUUGGUACUCGCCAAGACAGCCGCAUCGAGUACGCCAAACUGCCAGGCCGGCAGUCGGAUGAACUGGAUCUGAUGGUGACCCUGAGAACCUUCGACAAGCAUGGCGGUAUCAUCUUCUACGCCACUGCUGAAAGAGCCCAGGACCAGUUCCUGGCUAUUUAUAUGAAGGAUGCCCAGAUCCACUUCGCCUUCAACUGCGGCGGCGAGAGCGCCACCAUCGUCUCCCCGGACACCUACAGCGGCACAGACUGGCACACGAUCACGGUCAGCCGGACCAGCGGUCAUGGCAAGCUGACCGUCGACAACCAGAUGGUCGGCGAGGCCAGUGUGAGCUGCAACAACCCUGUGCCAUUGACUGCUCCGUACUAUUAUGGAGGGUUGAAGAGUGCUGAAACUGCGAAGGAACAUCUUGGAGAUUUCUACCAACCAUUCAAGGGCUGCCUCAAAGGCCUCAUCAUGAAUGGGCAGUACGUCACUGAAGUCCUACGUAGAGUCAACGCUCUACGUUGCACAGAUAACAUUGAAGACGGUGUCUACUUCGGGCCUUCUACGAAUACCACUAGCAAUUAUCUGAAGCUCCAAGAAAACAACUUCCGCGUCGGCCACAGCCUCUCCGUUUCCAUGGAGAUAAAGCCCCGCAACACGACCGGCUUACUUCUCGCCGUCCACGGCAAGAAGGACUAUCUGGUGCUGGAACUGCUGGAGAACGAGGUGGUGGUGAACGUGGAGAACGGGAGGGGGGAGUUCCACGCGAGCUACAAGCUGGGGGAGCCUACGUCGCUGUGUGAUGGGAACUGGCAUAAGAUCCAAGUGGUAAAAGCCCGUCACGUGGUAUCCGUCGGCGUCGACAACCACUUCGGUGACGCCGGCCUCGGCACCGGGCCUUCAACUGACACCCGCUCGGCGCUGUACAUCGGGGGCCACGAGAAGGCCGUGGCGCGGGUGCGCGGCGUCCGCUCCAAGCGGGGCUUCACGGGCUGCAUCAGGAACAUACAGAUCAGGGAGCAGCCGGUCGCCUUACCGCUGUCCGCGGCGCAUAGGGACACACACAUAGGCGCUUGCCCUGUCGAUUAGAGAUUUUAAUAAAAAUUGCUUCAUUUCUGUAGUGUCAGUGCUCCUUUUUAGAUAGUUUCACAAAAACCUGGCACAAAUUGAAUCAAUCAAAUGUUGCUACUUGAGAGUCAUGUGUAGAACAUAUUGCAUUUUUGAACUGAAUGGUAAAAAAGAUUUACCUACUCGAAUUCUACGUAUGGAAACAUUUUUUCACUGAAAUAACUCGUAAGUACGUGAAAUUUGAACUUUAUCAAUUCGAAUCUAUUUUAUAUGUAUAAGAAUAACUAUAUUGUAUUUUAUAUAUUUUAUACUAUACCUAAAUGUGCCAUAUUAUUGUAUCGAAACAAAGACAGUGAAAAUUAAAAGUAAUUGAGAAGUUAAUGUAAAUUUAUGAAACCAUACAAAUUGUGUUUUUGUAUAAAUAAUAGGACCUAUUAUACCUACAUAUUAUGUUUUUUUUUCAAUAGUUUACCGUUUACUAAAGUUUUAUUUUCUUUCUCACUCAUUUAUCUUCUGGUAAUUUAUAUUUUCACUGUUACAAUACCUUUUCUGUUUUUUGUAUACUGUAUUAUGUUUUAAUAUAAGUUUAUAUAUUAGCGAAAUAUAUUUGCCUCUCUCACCAAAUCAAUAGAAAUAAAUAGAACCAAA